AUGAAAAGCAAGAUGCCCCAAUAUGAAUACAUCAAUAUGGAUUCCGGAUGGUACGUGCAUGACACAGUGGACGAAUUUGGUCGUUGGUCAUACCGAAGAGACCUUUUCCCCAACGGUUUACGUUAUCUAUCAGACCACUUGGCGAAAAACGGACAUAAACUGGGGAUAUACAUUCUGCCUGGGAUUCGCAAAGAAGCUGUGGAGAACAAUGCCAAGAUCAAAGGCACAACACAUUAUUUAAAGGAACUGACGACUCGAAAACUGGAAGGCAAUGGAUUUAAAGGCACCACGUAUAUGCCGGAUGAACACAACGAAUUGGUUCAGAUGUAUUAUGAUUCCAUGGCUGAAUUAUUUGCGGAAUGGGGCAUCUCCUUUGUUAAAGUGGACGGAUGUGGACCCGGAGGUGGCGACCAAUUCUACCCUUACCAAUCCCCCGAUAAUCGAGAAUGUCUCCGCAUGAUGGGACAAGCUUUCAGAAAACGCAAUAUAUGGAUGCAGCUCUCAUGGUACAUGGAUCCCAGUUAUAUUUCUGACUGGGUCAAAAUCUCCAAUGGCGCCCGUGUCUUCAUUGAUAUCGAGUCCUAUUCAACAAAAACAAUGACUUCAUCUCACCGGGUGUUUCAACGGGUGACUUACGCCUCACGAUGGGCCGAACUUGAUGACGUUGGAGUGCACAACGGAUUUUACAUCGAUCUCGACGUGGUACUGGUUGGUAUGGUUGUCAAUGGGAAAUGUAUAGAUGGACUGGACAACGAUGACGUCCGGUUAUCCUACAUCAGUUUCUGGGCGCUGGUCAGCUCCGUAUUCUGUAUUGGCGCCGACCCACGCAUGAUUCCUGACAAGUAUUUACAUUGGUUCAAUCAUCCGGAGAUGCUCAUGAUCCAUCAAAGCGGUAUUAUGGCCAAACCUAUUGGGUCCGGAAAUGCAUGGUUGAACCGAAAACAAAUCUGGUGGAAACGACUCGCCGACGGUCGAAUCGCUUGUGGAUUAUUCAAUACGCAUGUAUAUCCCUUCUUCCUCGGAAUCAGUCGCGAAAUCAAGUUCAAAUUGUCGGAUAUGGGUAUUGAGACAGCUGAAAUCAAAGAUGUAUGGGCAGGAGAACAAAUGGGGACCUACACCGGAACCUACAGUGUAACACUACGAGCAGGACAGUGCCAGCUUCUUUUAAUUACGCCAAAAUAA
Radiomyces spectabilis is the source of this 1182-nucleotide messenger RNA. RefSeq names its product glycoside hydrolase superfamily. The transcript is spliced from 2 exons. The record is from RefSeq and is a predicted model, not a curated record. Lineage: Eukaryota; Fungi; Mucoromycota; Mucoromycetes; Mucorales; Radiomycetaceae. Gene Ontology annotation, molecular function: hydrolase activity, hydrolyzing O-glycosyl compounds. Gene Ontology annotation, biological process: carbohydrate metabolic process. The coding region runs from base 1 to 1182 and encodes 393 amino acids.